AUGUAGUAACUAGCUUUGGGUGUCAUCCAGUGUGAUCCAUGUGCCAAAUGAUCCUUAUAGACAAAAGAACUAUAUUUACCCGUAUACAAAGACAAUUGAUAAAUAAUAAAAAGAUACAAAGAUAUACAUUCAAAUUUCAAACGUUAUUUUAAGAAAUAAAUAAGGUACCUAAAAUAUAUGUACGUAAUGAGUGAAGAACACAAUAAGCUCCCAAAAUCAGUUUUAAGUUAUUACGUGCAACUUUACUGUAAAAAAAGAAACAUCAAUAAAAAUAUAAGCAAACGUAAAAGUUUGGUAGCAGAAGCAACAAGAUCAUGGUUAAAUCUAAGUUUUUCUAAGCGAAAAAUAUUGACAAUGAAGUAUGAAAAUUGUUACCUAAAAUUACGAAAGCGGUUUGCUGAUAAAUUGCGAAAUACCAUACCAUUUUCAAACAAAAAUCAAAUACCCGAAACAAAAAUAGAUUGUAUCAGUAGAACACACUCUGUAGAUGAUGUAUGCAAUAUUACCUCACAAAUGUCAGAAAAUGAAAACAACCAAAGCAUUCAUGAAAGCAACCAGAGCAUAUGUUCUGUAGAUCAUCAGCAACGAGAUGACGAAAAAAAUGAAUCACAAUGGCCUAAUGUAUCAAUUCUUAAACCAUGUCCACCUCAAUUCAGAACUACAAAGGAGCUUUAUUAUAUAAUAAAUAAAAAUACUGAAGACCUAGAACCCUGGGAGAGAUUAACAGUAACACAGAGAUCAAAAUAUUCAGAUGCUGCAACUCGUAUUAAGAGACUAUACCUUAUGGAAUACACAAAUUAUUUAGAAAAUCUAUCUACUGAAGACCUUUACACACUUUAUAAAAAUGUGAAUGAUACAUAAAUGUAUAAUUAUUUUUGCAGUAACA
Zerene cesonia (dogface butterfly) is the source of this 886-nucleotide messenger RNA. RefSeq lists its product as uncharacterized. The record is from RefSeq and is a predicted model, not a curated record. The transcript has 5 exons. Bases 178 to 861 code for a protein of 227 amino acids. Lineage: Eukaryota; Metazoa; Arthropoda; Insecta; Lepidoptera; Pieridae.